AUGACUGAAGUUUAUACCACUUUGACUGUUAACGACAUUAGUCCUCUAGGUGAGAAGAGCGAGGAUGGCAUUCCACUCAUCAGGCUUCCUAUCAAGGAAGACACCAGAGUGUUGAAGCCCACCAAGGAGGAUCUGACCGUCUCCGAGCCAGUCACUCCGGAAAAGAUUGAGGAAAAACUCAAGAUCUAUGGUGGCUGCUUCGUGAAGAACUAUCUUCCAGAGGAAGACUGUGACGCUAUCUUGAAUGAUGUCAUGCCACACUUGGAUGCCUUCAAGACUUCGGGCGAUGCCAGUAACUUCAUCUCCCCAACCACGCGCCGUGUCAGUGGAACUUGUGUUAAAUCCAAGACCGCCGCCGAGAAGUUCUUGGCUCACCCUCUCAACCUUGCCGUUUCUGAUAAGUUUCUGGGUAAGGAAAAUCUCUUCAGACUUGGAGAUGACCAGGUCGUUACCGGUCUCUCUAGAGCUCAGCACAACUCGUGUAUCACCUUCGCUGUUGGACCUGGCUCUGCUGACCAGCCUCUGCACAGAGAUGACAUUUUGCACCACAACAUCCGCAAGUACCAGGACAAAUAUGAGUUCGGUGGAGAGACUGCCGUUGGUACCGUUCUGGCCUUGAAGAAGACCAGAAAGGAAAACGGUGCCACCAGAUUCAUCCCAGGUUCCCACUUGUGGGACCACUACCGUGCUCCAAAGGAAGAGGAGACCGUUUAUGCCGAGAUGGAGAAGGGAGACUGUUUCUUCAUGCUUGCUUCCUGUUACCACGGUGGUAGCGCAAACACCACCAAGGAUGACGAGAGAAUCAUCACAAUUUUGUUCAUGACCCAAGGUACCCUCAGACAGGAGGAGAACAUCUUCUUGGGAACCCCUGUGGAGUACUUCAAGUCCUUGUCCAUUCCAGCUUUGGCAGCUCUUGGACUCCAGAUCAGUCAACCUUUCUGCGGUUGGUAUGAAAACGAAGAUCCAAUCAAGCUGCUGCUUCCUGAAAGCGGUUACGACUUUUCGCAAUUCAGGGAAGUGUACAAGGUUGUGGCUUGA
Kuraishia capsulata CBS 1993 is the source of this 1038-nucleotide messenger RNA. RefSeq lists its product as uncharacterized. The transcript has a single exon. The coding region runs from base 1 to 1038 and encodes 345 amino acids. NCBI's taxonomy places the organism in Eukaryota, Fungi, Ascomycota, Pichiomycetes, Pichiales, Pichiaceae. The record is from RefSeq and is a predicted model, not a curated record.